Messenger RNA from Batrachochytrium dendrobatidis JAM81, 483 nucleotides. Its product is annotated as 40S ribosomal protein S23. The transcript has 3 exons. Gene Ontology annotation, molecular function: structural constituent of ribosome. The record is from RefSeq and is a predicted model, not a curated record. Gene Ontology annotation, cellular component: cytosolic small ribosomal subunit; ribosome. Lineage: Eukaryota; Fungi; Chytridiomycota; Chytridiomycetes; Rhizophydiales. The coding region runs from base 1 to 447 and encodes 148 amino acids. Gene Ontology annotation, biological process: translation.
AUGAUCUAUAACUAUAGGUGCAAACCUAGGGGUCUCCAAGCAGCGCGUAAGCUCAGAACUCAUCGCCGUUCUCAGCGAUGGAACGACAAGGCCUACAACAAGGCUGCCCUUGGUACCGUAUACAAGUCAUCUCCAUUCGGUGGUGCUUCCCAUUGUAAGGGAAUUGUACUUGAGAAGAUUGGUGUCGAAUCUAAGCAGCCUAAUUCUGCUAUUCGUAAAUGUAUCCGUGCCCAGCUCAUCAAGAACGCCAAAAAAGUGACUGCCUUUGUUCCCAACGAUGGUUGUCUCAACUUCAUUGAGGAAAACGACGAAGUUCUUAUUGCCGGUUUCGGUCGUAAGGGUAAGGCCGUUGGUGAUCUUCCCGGUGUCCGUUUCAAGGUUGUCAAGGUUUCUGGUGUUGCAUUGCUUGCCCUCUGGAAGGAAAAGAAGGAGAAGCCCCGUUCGUAAAUGUUCUUAUGUGGUACCUGAACUAAAACUUUGAUU